Molecule: messenger RNA, 1062 nt
Organism: Hylaeus volcanicus
Lineage: Eukaryota; Metazoa; Arthropoda; Insecta; Hymenoptera; Colletidae
Exons: 4
Coding region: 256-1062 (268 amino acids)
Source: RefSeq, a predicted model, not a curated record
AAUCGACGAGGUCUCCAGUCGCCGAAGCGCCAUGGAUCGUGAAGAAAGCUGAACUUGGCGAAACGGUGACCAAGGAUAUCUUUGAUCGUCGUUUCCGCGAUGACAAGGACCCGAAAAGAGCGGCUUUGGCGGAUAAGUGGUUGGACACGGAUAAGGAAAAACGUGUCCAUGCUCUUCAGAGAAAGUCUAUUCCUAGUAAGGACGCAGGUAAGUUUUGAAUAAGAUCGCCAAAUAGACAAAAUAGCUGCUUGAAACAUGUUCGAUUCCUCCUUAGUUUCUGGCAAGAGUGUGAAAGAGAAGGGUGUCGAUAAAUGGUUGGACACGGAUGAGGAAAGACGUAUCCAUGCUCUUGAGAGAAAGUCUAUUCCUAGUAAGGACGCAGUUUCUGCGAAGAGUGUUAAAGAGAAGGGUGUCGAUACGUUGGCACCGAUCGGGUCCAUCAAGCAAACGGAGACGUCUCCGCGAUUGUCCGACGUAGAGGCAAGGACGAAAGCAGCGCAGUCCGAGAAAAAAGCGCAUUCGAGGAUCCUGUCGGAGAGAGGUGUAGACCCAGCGGUCACUACCUUAACGGAGACGGGGACAACACGACGACUGUCUGAUAUAGGAUCUGAAAAGCUGGUCGAAACUGAUACCGUCGAAGCAACUAGUAGAUACGUGGGAGAUUCGUCUGGAGAGAUUACAGAACGCGAAGGAAUGGAAACAACGGGCAGACGGGAACACGAGCAAACUGGCGAACGAGAAGUUUCGGCAGGAACUUCCGGCGAGGGGGUUGAUUUUGGAAGCGUUCAAGACGAAUGCGAUCCAACUUGUCCUCGACGUAUUUCACGGAGAGACAGAAUACGCAAACUCGAAGAAAGGCAAAAGAUCGUUGACGAAUACUUGCUGAACAAGGGUACGCGUUACUUCGACGAUGUUUGCACUUGUUCUCUAUCCUGCAUCGUCCGUGCCCUGAGCCACGACUCCUUCGUCAGAAGUAUAAUAGCUUCCGCUGCCCUGUUCACCCUUGGGCUCAAACUUUGUUCGGAAUUGGAUGCUUGGUACUUGCCGAUUCGGCUCUCAUAA